Messenger RNA from Megalops cyprinoides (Indo-Pacific tarpon), 1413 nucleotides. RefSeq names its product b(0,+)-type amino acid transporter 1-like. Gene Ontology annotation, biological process: amino acid transmembrane transport. Bases 1 to 1407 code for a protein of 468 amino acids. NCBI's taxonomy places the organism in Eukaryota, Metazoa, Chordata, Actinopteri, Elopiformes, Megalopidae. Gene Ontology annotation, cellular component: membrane. The transcript is spliced from 6 exons. The record is from RefSeq and is a predicted model, not a curated record. Gene Ontology annotation, molecular function: L-amino acid transmembrane transporter activity.
AUGAAUGACAAAUUGCACAAGCUCAGCUUGAAACGGGAAGUGGGGCUGCUCAGUGCUGUGUCCCUCGUCGCCGGAACUAUGAUUGGAUCUGGGAUCUUCAUGUCUCCUCAGCUAGUUCUAUUCAACAUAGGAAGUCCUGGAGCAAGCUUGGUGAUCUGGGCAGCUUGUGGAAUACUGGCCAUGCUGGGAUCUCUGUGUUAUGCGGAACUUGGAACUGUCAUAAAAGAGUCAGGGGGCGAGUACGUCUACAUCAUUCGGACAUCAGGUCAGCUUGUAGCCUUUGUGUUCGUCUUUAACUCCAUUCUGGUGGGGAGUCCAGCUGGCAUCGCAGGAGUGUCCCUGAGCUUUGCAGAGUAUGCAGUGGCUCCUUUCUUCCAGGACUGCCCUUCACCUCCUAUGGUGGUGAAGUGCGUGGCCGUUUCUGCUAUAGUUGGGCUGGCCAUCAUUAACAGCCUGAAUGUACGUUUCUCCAUGUCUGUCCAGGUCUACUUCCUAGUGGCAAAGGUGCUGGGUCUGGCAGUGAUAGUGAUUGGAGGUAUGGCACUGCUAAUUGGAGGACACGCUAACAGUUUUGAGAAUGCAUUUGAAGGGACAAAACUGGCCAUCAAUCCAGUAGGAGUAGCAUUUUAUCAAGGUCUGUGGUCUUACGAUGGCUGGAACAAUCUGAAUUAUGUGACAGAGGAACUGAAGCAUCCAGAGGUGAACCUGCCCAGAGCAGUGAUGAUUGCCGUCCCCAUGGUGACAGUGAUUUACCUGCUGGUCAACGUGAGCUACCUGGCUGCCCUGACACCCCAGGAAAUGAUGUCAUCCACUGCUGUAGCUGUCACCUGGGGGAACAAGGUCCUGGGAAGCUGGGGAUGGGUAAUGUCUGUGGCUGCGGCAAUGUCUGCUUUUGGGUCCUUGAAUGGGUCAUUCUUCAGUGGUGGGCGAGUGUGCUUCGUGGCAGCCAGAGAAGGCCACAUGCCUGAUAUCCUGUCCAUGGCUCAUGUUCGGCGGCUAACACCAUCACCAGCUCUCAUCUUCACCACAGCCAUCUCCCUGGUGGUGCUGAUCCCUGGAGACUUCCAGAGUAUUGUCAACCUCACCAGUUUCAGAGCAUGGAUUUUCUAUGGAAUUACUGUCUCUGGACUUCUCUACCUGAAAAUAAAGAAGCCAGAACUUUCCAGGCCAUACAAGGUUCCAAUUCUCUUUCCCUUCUUGGUCAUUGUCACCGCCAUCUUCCUGGUCCUGGCACCCAUCGUUGAUGACCCCCAGAUCAAGUAUCUGUAUGUUACCCUUUUCAUGCUCAGCAGCAUCAUGGUCUAUGUACCCUUCAUCCACUUCAAGAUGUGCCCUGGGAUACUGGACAAAGUCACGCUGUUCCUUCAGCUCUUUCUUGAGGUUGCCCCAACCCAAAAGAAUGUGUAAUCCCUC